This is a messenger RNA of Penicillium pulvis, 1665 nucleotides long. RefSeq lists its product as uncharacterized. The transcript has 4 exons. Gene Ontology annotation, molecular function: oxidoreductase activity. The record is from RefSeq and is a predicted model, not a curated record. Bases 1 to 1665 code for a protein of 554 amino acids. Lineage: Eukaryota; Fungi; Ascomycota; Eurotiomycetes; Eurotiales; Aspergillaceae.
AUGGGGCAGAAACCAUCUGUCCCACAGCCAGGAACAACAAUCCAAGUCAUCGGAGCUGGACUCCCCCGCACUGGAACCGCAUCGUUCAGUAAAGCCCUGGAAAUCCUUUUAGAAGGUCCAACCUUCCAUUGUGGAACACAGGCAACGCUAGGCCCCCCUAUCCAAAUCAAAACAUGGAUACAAGCACUCAAGCACUGGGCUGCAGGAGGUGACACCGACAAAAAAGCCCUCCUUGAGCUUCUGGCACGCCAGUACGAUGGCUAUGCUGCGACGACUGAUUCCCCAGGCGGCCAACUCGUCCCUGAGCUCAUGGCGCUGUACCCGGAUGCCAAGGUUAUCUGUACAGUCCGGGACCCGGUGUCCUGGGAGAAAUCCAUGAACCAAGUGAUGCAUUAUACGUUCCUUUGGUUCUUGCGUGGCGUUCUAUUCCCACUGCCAGGCAUGAGGCAUUUUAUAGAUUACCUUACUCUACUCAGUGUACAGUGGAAAAGGCUCUAUGAUGAGGAUGUUCCCACGCGGAAAACGUAUUACCGGCAUAUCGAGUGGUUGAAGGAAGUUGUUCCUGAGCACCGGCUUGUGUUUUAUGAUGUUAGGGAUGGAUGGGAGCCUUUGUGUAAGGCGCUUGGGAAGGAGGUUCCGAAGGAUAUACCGUUUCCGCAUAUUAAUGAUGGGGAGGCGAUCGAGAAGAUUGCCAAGUUGCAUAUUCGGAGGGGUUUGACGCGCACCAACUUCUCGCAUAUAUCGGUCAAACCUCUCCAUCCAACAUUCACUGCAGAGGUCAGCGGCGUGGAUUUCUCAUCUCCGAUCCCAGAUGAUGUGUUCAGCGAGGUUCUAGCUGCUUUGACGAAGUAUGGCGUUUUAGUCUUCCGUAAGACAGGCCUCACGGACGAAUCCCACAUCGCAUUUUCCAAACAACUCGGAGAACUAGACGAUGUUACGCCAUACAUAAAAGCAGGUCGACCAAAUAGACUCAAGCACGUGGAACUCUUCGACGUGAGCAAUAUCGAGCUGGACGGGUCGAUACUAGAUCCUUCUAGCCCGCGAGCCCAGGCGAACAAGGGAAAUAGUCUCUUCCACGUAGACUCUAGUUUCAACCCCCGUCGAGCGGGCUACUCGCUACUCCUAGCGCAUGAACUCCCUCCACCCGGGAUGGGCGGUUCCACCGAGUUCGCAGACACACGAGCUGCAUUCGAUAACCUCCCGAGGGAACUCAGAAACGGGCUUUUGGCUAAUGAUUACGUGGCUUGUCACUCGAUGCAUCAUUCGAAGAAAGUAGCUGCGCCUGAGGCGUAUGCUGAUAUCGAGCCGCUUGAUUAUCCGAUGGGUCGGCAUAAGAUUGUUCAACGGCAUGAAGCGUCGGGCCGGAUGAAUUUGUAUAUUGCUGCGCAUGUGCACCAUAUCGAGGGUCUGGAUCCCGGGAGAUCGGACGAGCUUUUCCAGAAACUAUUUCGGCAUGCUACGAGGGAAGAGAAUAUCGUGCGUGUUAAAAGGACCGAACCUGGGGAUUUGAUUGUUUGGGAUAAUACCUGUGUUAUGCAUCGGGCUGUUGGAGGGCAAUUUGUGAAUAAGUUUAGGCGGGAUAUGAGACGGUGUACGGUUCAUGAUUCAAGUUCGAUGGCUUGGGGGUUGAAUGAGCAUACGGACGUUAGACAGGGAUUGCCCUGA